Symphalangus syndactylus (siamang) is the source of this 1441-nucleotide messenger RNA. RefSeq lists its product as uncharacterized. NCBI's taxonomy places the organism in Eukaryota, Metazoa, Chordata, Mammalia, Primates, Hylobatidae. The record is from RefSeq and is a predicted model, not a curated record.
UUCUCCACUGCCUGGACCACGCCCAUCCUCCUCUCAGGCCUCCCCACCCUCUGGUCCGGCCUUCUCACCAUCCCCCAAGUAACAUUCCAGACACACGGAUCUGUCCGAGACCCUCCCCUGCUGGCUUGUGAAGCCUUUUACAGUCUCACGUCUUCCUGUCCCAAACUUUCCUCCCAGUCUCACGGAAAUGCUAAAUCAUCCCGGCGUGGGAGGCUUCUGUGGGUCGGAGCCCAGCUUUGCAAGGUUCAGCUCCAAGACUGCUUCCUCCAGGGAGCCUUCCCUCCCUCCCCCAAGCCAGGACUCUGCCCAAUCGACGCGAUCUCCUUCUCCAGAAGAUCCCGCCUCCCUCCCGCCGGCAGCCGAGGAGGCGGAAGAAGGCGCCUUUCCGUCGCCCUGGCAACCGUCAGCGCACCCGUGUCGCCCGGGCAACUGUCCCAGGCCUCCCGUCAGCCUUUGCCUGGGCCCCUCCAGUCACCCGGACAACCGCUACCCGUUCCGGUCAACCAUCAACCCCGUCCCCCGUCCCCCGUCCCCCUGGCAACCAUCGCCGGACCCACCGCCCCCUGGACGCCGUCCUGGUCCUGUCCGCAGGCCUCCUCUCCGCAAACCUCCGCCGCGGGCUCCGACGUCCGGGACCCCACGUCUCAGGGGCUCUCUCCUCCUCCUGCCCGUCUUCUCGCCUCCCCGGGGCGGGGGGCAUUGCUCCCACCCUGGCAGGGGGGCCCCGGUUUGGGCCGGGCUCUGGGGGUCCCUGCUCGGUCGGGACAGUGGGACCGCCCUGUGCUGUCGCCGCGCGCAGCCCCCCGCAGGCCUCGGCGCUCGCACUCUUGCGUGGGACUGCCCAACCGCCACGGGGAGCUCUUCAAAAUGCAAGCCAUGUCCCUCCCCUGCUGAAAACUCUCCCCUGGCUCCCCUUGAGAGUCGAAUCCAAGCUCCUCGCAGACCCUGGCGGUCUGGCUGUGUGGCCUCUUCUCUGAAGCCUCCUCGCUCACUCUGCCUCAGCAAGCCCCUGGCCUGCGUGUUGUGACUCCAAUGACCCAAGCUUCUUCCCGCCUGGGACCUUCCUAGUCACUACUUCCCACUCCCCCAAAAAGUGCAUCCUAGACGGGCGCGUGGCUCAUGCCUGGAAUCCCAGCACUUUGGGAGGCCGAGGUGGGAGGAUCACUUGAGCCGAGGAGUUUGAGACCACCCUGGGCAGCAUAAUGAGACGUCUGUCUCUAUAAAACAUCUUUGGGAGGCCGAGGCAGGCGGACUGUUUGAGGUCAGGCGUUGGAGAUCAGCCUGGCCAACAUGGUGAAACGCUGUCUCUGCUAAAAUUACAAAAAGUAGCCAGAUGUGGUGGCGUGCGCCUGUAAUCCUAGCUACUGGGGAGGCUGAGGCAGGAGAAUCACCUGAAGGAGGUGGAGGUUGCAGUGAGCUGAGAUCGCGCUACUGCACCCCA